Heterotrigona itama is the source of this 822-nucleotide messenger RNA. The record is from the annotation of a GenBank genome assembly. Lineage: Eukaryota; Metazoa; Arthropoda; Insecta; Hymenoptera; Apidae.
AUGUUGCGCGCCGCGUUCCCGAUCGUCGUCCUCUUGUUCCUGCACCAACGAGCAUGUCUCGCGCGAGAGUUGACCUCUGCUCGCGAUCGCCGAGACGCCCGGCAGGAAGACGUGGUCCCCGUUCCCGUCAGCCCGAGUCCAGAGUCGAAGCGCGAUCUCGUGACAGCUGCCUCGGGACACCAAGGACACGAAAAACAGAGUCACGAGUCCGGAGGAGGGCAGAGUCAUCGCGCCGACUAUCACGAGGAACACGGCGAGAAGGGGGAGAAAGGGUACAAGAGUCAUCGUCAUCACGACAAGAACGAUAAGGGCGAGCACGACAAGCAUCACCGUUCUGGUCACCACGAGGAACACGGUGGUCAGAAGAACGGGCACCACGACGAACGCGAGAAAUACGGGGAGCAUAGCGAGGGCGAGAAAGGGCACAAGGGUGGGAAAUUCGGGGAGAAGAAGGGCCACAAGAAAGGCCACAAGACGAAAGGCUAUCACAACAAGUUCCACAAGGACGAGUAUCACAAGGAGCACAAGUUCUACGACGACUAUCACAAGGGUGGCCAUCACAAGAAGCAAGGCGAUUUUUACGGACACCACGAGAGGAACGAAGGACAGCACAAGAAGGGUGGCCACCAGCAUUCCGGCUACCACGAGGACCAUCAUGGCGAAAAGGGCCACCACGACAAGGGGCACGUGGACGAGGAACACAAAGGCCACGAUGGCAAACACGGGAACGACGAGCAUUACAGCCAUCACGAUUCUUACGGGAAGAAAGGUGACCAGCAUUCUGGAAAGAAGUACGGAUACAAUAAGGGACACAAAGGUUGA